AUGAUGUUACUUCCCUUCGAACGUCGAAUGUCCAUAUCAUGGACCAGCUGCAACACCACGUUGGAAGACGACUCCAUAUCCGAGGCCCCUCUGUGGCAUAAUGGCCUCACCUUCCAUCGCCUAGGUCUGAUUCUUUGCGCCGCCUUUGGCCUGGUCGCAGUAUGCUGCUCCGUCUUUCUCAUGCUCGCCCAUGCCACGCAUUACAGUAAACCGCGCGAGCAACGACACAUCAUUCGAAUCCUCUUCAUGGUCCCGAUCUAUUCUGUGGCCUCGUUCCUGUGCUUUCUCUACUACCGCAAGUCCGUGUAUUUCGAAGUCCUCUGCGAAUGCUACGAAGCCUUUGCAAUUGCCGCGUUCUUUACCCUGCUUUGCCAUUACAUCGCACCUGAUCUACACUCCCAAAAGGACUACUUCCGUGGCAUCCGCCCGAAGCCCUGGCUCUGGCCGCUGAACUGGUUCGCUAAAUGCUGCGGCGGUGACCGUGGGUGCUGGAGGACACCGCGAAGCGGGUUGACCUGGUUCAAUGUUAUUUGGAUUGCGAUCUUCCAAUAUUGUGUUAUUCGCGUUACCAUGACCAUUGUCGCCGUCAUCACCGAGGCGUUUGGCCGAUACUGUGAAGCGUCUUUGAGUCCCGCAUAUUCGCAUAUUUGGACCUUGGUCAUCGAGUCCGUUGCCGUCUCGAUUGCUAUGUACUGCUUGAUUCAAUUCUAUGUCCAAAUCCGCCAAGAUGUAGCACAACACUCGCCUUUCUUGAAGAUCUUGUCCAUCAAACUCGUCAUUUUCCUCUCUUUCUGGCAAACUACCGUGAUUUCUUUCCUGACUUCGUCCGGUGCCAUGAAGCCGUCCGAAAAGGUGGAAAACCAGGAUAUCAAAAUUGGUAUUCCUAACCUUCUGAUCUGCCUGGAAAUGUCCAUUUUCGCCGUCUUGCAUUUCUGGGCUUUCCCGUGGCAGCCCUACCGACUGAAGAACCAGCAAGCUUCGGAAGAUGCUGAAGUUAUGAACGGGAAAAUCGAGUACCAUGGCGGUACUAUGGGAAUUAAAGCGCUUGUGGACGCAUUCAAUCCGUGGGAUUUGGUAAAGGCCGUUGGGCGUGGUUUCCGAUGGCUGUUUGUUGGUGUCAAAACUCGCACUCAGGACCCCAGCUACAUGGGUCAAGAAGGAUCGACCUUCUCGCUCAAGAAUUCAGACGUACCAAGUCCGCACACUUCCACGCCAGAACCCAACGCCACGGCCUACAAAGGUGCAGAGCCAGCCGACAUUGCUCGUUACGGGGCAUCUGGGGAGGAAGGCCAGGAGUUAUUAUCACAUGCUCAGUCGAAUCCAACUUCAUAUCACCACCCGACGCCGAGCGACACCGAAAUUGGAGUGGCUCAUUCUUAUUAUGAUGAAGAAUCCCAGGGUCGGUAUUACAACCAAAGAUACGACGAUUCGCCGCCACCAACACAUGCCCUUGCACCAGCUGAGCCUCGGCCGAUUUCCCCCCAGGCAUACCAUCCUUACAAUCCAUACAACGCGCAACACAGUCCACCAUAA
Talaromyces rugulosus is the source of this 1533-nucleotide messenger RNA. RefSeq lists its product as uncharacterized. The coding region runs from base 1 to 1533 and encodes 510 amino acids. Gene Ontology annotation, molecular function: transporter activity. The transcript has 6 exons. Lineage: Eukaryota; Fungi; Ascomycota; Eurotiomycetes; Eurotiales; Trichocomaceae. Gene Ontology annotation, biological process: transport. The record is from RefSeq and is a predicted model, not a curated record.